Myotis lucifugus (little brown bat) is the source of this 1411-nucleotide messenger RNA. RefSeq names its product insulin like growth factor binding protein 2 (gene IGFBP2). The record is from RefSeq and is a predicted model, not a curated record. Gene Ontology annotation, biological process: regulation of insulin-like growth factor receptor signaling pathway. Gene Ontology annotation, cellular component: extracellular region. Gene Ontology annotation, molecular function: insulin-like growth factor II binding; insulin-like growth factor I binding. NCBI's taxonomy places the organism in Eukaryota, Metazoa, Chordata, Mammalia, Chiroptera, Vespertilionidae.
UUAGGACGCGGCUGAGCGCCCGGACAGAAGCCCAAGAGUCGGUUCCUGUGCUCACGCCCCGCCACCUGCCCGCCCUCUCGCCCCGUCGCGCUCCCCGUGGCCAACAUGCUGCCGAAACUGGGUGGCCCCGCGCUGCCGCUGCUCCUGCUCCUGCCGCCGCUGCUGCUGCUGCUGCUGGGCGCCGGCGCGCACGCCGAGGUGCUGUUCCGCUGCUCGCCCUGCUCGCCCGAGCGCCUGGCCGCCUGCAGGACCCCGUCGGCCGGGACCGGGCGUACCUGCACCGAGCUGGUCCGCGAGCCGGGCUGCGGCUGCUGCUCCGUGUGCGCCCGUCUGGAAGGCGAGACAUGCGGCGUCUACACCCCGCGCUGCGCCCAGGGGCUGCGCUGCUAUCCCCACCCCGGCUCCGAGCUGCCCCUGCAGGCGCUGGUCCGGGGCGCCGGCACUUGCGAGAAGGGCCGCGACUCCGACGGCCCCGAGCAGGGUGCAGGUAACGCGGGGAGGAGCACUAGGUGGGAGAAGCCAGGAGGGCAGCGUGGGGCCGGGCUGGUGGCUGCUCUGCAGGGAAGGACCUCAGAGACCAUGUUAGCGGAGGUAGAGCGGGGUCCCUGGCCAGCUUCGGGAACUGUUGGGAGGGUGUGGGACUUGAGCUUCGUCAAGAGCACCUUAGCAGGAGCUCACUGGGCCGGGGUCAGAAGUCCCUCGUUCCACCAACUACCCGUGUGGCCUUGGGGAAGUCCCUUCCCAUGCAUGAGCUUCUUUCUGGGGUCGCUCCCAGGGCCAUCUCUAAGCCUCUUCUGUGCCCACUUGCACCCACAGACCCCCUGCCAGCAGGAACUGGACCAGGUCCUGGAGCGUAUUUCCACCAUGCGCCUUCCGGAUGAGCGGGGCCCUCUGGAGCACCUCUAUUCCCUGCACAUCCCCAACUGUGACAAGAACGGCCUGUACAACCUCAAACAGUGCAAGAUGGCUGUGAAUGGGCAGCGUGGGGAGUGCUGGUGCGUGAACCCCAACACCGGGAAGCUGCUUCAGGGAUCCCCUACAGUCCGUGGGGACCCGGAGUGUCAUCGCUACUACAAUGAGCGGAUGCAGUAAACCAGCCGGUGCCUGGCACCCCCCGCCCCCUCUCCGAACACAGGCAGAGAGGAGAAUGCUUGGGUGGUGGGUGGGGGAAGGCUUCCCAGGAGUUUAACACAUGUAUUUAUACUGGGAAAGAGACCAGCACCAAGCCUGGCACACCCGCUGCCUUGCCCCUCCCAGUAGGAGAGGCCGCGCCCCCUUCUCAAGUCCCUGCUCGGAGGAAGGGGUGCUGCAGAGGCAGAGCUGGGGUCCAGGUUUGGGAGGGGGAAGAAGACAUUUUUAUUUUUGAACCCCUGGGUCUCUUUUACUUAAGAAUAAAGAAAGGAAAAAUAAA